Molecule: messenger RNA, 481 nt
Organism: Neltuma alba
Lineage: Eukaryota; Viridiplantae; Streptophyta; Magnoliopsida; Fabales; Fabaceae
Exons: 2
Coding region: 119-331 (70 amino acids)
Source: RefSeq, a predicted model, not a curated record
GCUCCGACCAUGAGUCCCAGAAGAAAAAGAUUUGUGUAGAACCAAACGUCCAAAUAAAUAUUGGGCCGUGAUAGAUGACAGUCAAUGUGAGAGCCCAUCAAGGGGUAGCACCCCUAUAAUGGAGAGGAGGUCGUUUCCGCCGACACGGAGGCCGGCGAUGCUCCGGCAACUCUGGAUUGGGAGGGCACAGCUCAGGCCGAGGGACGACAGGAACAAGUUUCUCUUGGCAAUCAUUGAAAAGAUGUGGCGUAGAACCAUAGAAGUGGCCUCUAGAGUUUUCAUUGACAAGCAUUAUUAUCGCCACAAGAUUCUGAACUGCGACAUUUCUUAACAAGCUCCCAGAGAUGCCACCUGGCACUUCCUAUUUCUUCAACUGUGCUCAUCCUUUGUGUAAUUUCUUGUACAUUACUCAAUUGAUGCUAUUUCUUUCAUCUCAACCUUGAGUCCUUCAGGAAUUAUAUUCCAUGUACUUGUGAUCGUA